Molecule: messenger RNA, 1194 nt
Organism: Brachypodium distachyon (stiff brome)
Lineage: Eukaryota; Viridiplantae; Streptophyta; Magnoliopsida; Poales; Poaceae
Product: zinc finger A20 and AN1 domain-containing stress-associated protein 6
Exons: 3
Coding region: 270-737 (155 amino acids)
Molecular function (GO): zinc ion binding; DNA binding
Source: RefSeq, a predicted model, not a curated record
CCCCCGCACCCAAAAAGGAAAAGGAAAGAAGAAGAACGCGAAAAAUAAGAACCGAAUUCCUCCCCCGGAAGAACAGGCGGAGGAGGAAAGGAGCCACACCCAAUACCCGUCCCGUCCGGCCGCCUUGCGCCCGGAGGCCCCCCCGCCCGCGGAUCCGAUCGGUCGAUUGGAGCCUCCCCCCGCCGACCCUCGCUAGGGCAAGUAUCUGUGAUGUCCAUCUGACUCUUACCUAGUUCACUUCCACGGUUCCACAUACCUUACUUACAUGGAUGGCGCAAGAGGCAGAGGAGACGGGUGUCCACGCACCUGAGGCCCCGAUAUUGUGCAUUAAUAACUGUGGCUUCUUCGGCAGCCGGAUGACUGAAAACAUGUGUUCAAAGUGUUACAGGGACACUGUGAAGGUCAAGACAGUGGCCGCUGUGGCAGAGAAGAAAGUUGCUGUUGCAUCGUCUUCCACGUCUUUGGUGGCAGAAAUCGAGGAUGAAGUGUCUGUUCCAGUCAAAGAUGGGAAGCAAGCAGUCGAGGAGGAGGCACCGAAGCCACCCAGUAACCGGUGCUUGUCAUGCCGGAAGAAGGUCGGGUUGACAGGAUUCAGGUGCCGCUGUGGAGAUACCUUCUGCUCAAUGCACCGUUAUGCAGAUGCACACAAAUGCACCUUCGAUUACAAGCAAGCUGGCAGGGAGCAGAUAGCCAAACAGAAUCCUCUCGUGAAAGCUGACAAGGUCACAAAAAUCUGAUGGUGGUUCUGCAGGAUCCCUGCUCAUCAAGUUUACUUCAGAAUUAUGUGUCAAGGAUUGAAUUGGGUCUACCUGGAAUUUGCCGUGCCAAUGAACUGCCUUAGACAAACACCACCAACUGAUGCCUGUCACCGACUCGCCGGGGUACUUGAGCUCCCACCAAUGGGCCAUUGCACCAAUUCGGCCACUCUUUCAAGCCUUCAAAUGCUAUAUUUUGUUGGUGUUUGUGUGGGGAACAUUCAUUGGCACAGGUGCAUUCUUAUUUAUAUGCAAUAUGAAUAACGUAAAUAUUUAUUCCAGACAGUAUGCACUUGUCCUAUUGUGCUCGAGGCUUGGCAGAUUUUCAUGGUCACUUUUUUUUUUGUUUGACAGCUUGCAUGGUCACUUGUUAAUAUUGUAGGUUUGGUGUGUAUUCUGUGAUUAGAUGCUUCUCUGUGAAAAUUGAUCUCAUUAAGAA